UGCUCCUAGACGUGUUGAAAUUUCAGAAACAAAAGCCAUUUAAAGUAGAAAUUGUGUGCCCGUAGGGAUGAAAUGGUCAGGAAAAGUCUCUAACCACUUUCAAUCUUGUAUUUUUACAUGAAAAUGGAAACAGAAACAGGAAAGCUGGUCGAGAAACAAAACCAAUUAUGUGGGACGUUGGAAACAAAACAAAUUGAUUGUGAACACGUCGAUAGCGGCCGGGAACCGAUAAAUCAAAACGGGAAACACAUGAUCCUACAUCCGUGACUCGAAAUGUUUAACUUCAUAAGAGUAUAUUCACUGUUUAAUUUUAAUUAACUAGUAUAGUGUCCAUGCUAACGCAACGGCUUCAUUUCAGGAAUGCACGUGAAAACAACCAAACGACAUUAUUUUUUUCCAUAGUUAAGUUUCACGCAACUGUACAUGACCAUGUAUAAUCACUCUAAUCAGUAAUUAGCUGUCGAGAGGUGGCUCAUGGUCCUGCAUGUUUGUUGAAAGCAGUGAGCAUUAUAAGAGACAAAAAACAAAAUAAUAAUCCAGAAGAAAUCACAAAAAUCAUUUGCUCCUCAAGCGUCGUUGCAGUGUCUGCUGGGGUGACCCAGAUCUACUCAUCAACAGCUGUAGCGGUGUCCUCAAGCAGCACUGCGCUCCACUCGAGUACCCGAUUUUUCACACCAACACGGAGUCCAGCAAGAAGUGGGUUGAUGCAACUGAAUUGCAAAGCAAAGAAACACCUGAAAAGAAAUGGGGCUUCAUGUCAAUCGUUAGUGAAUAAUGAUAGUGUAUAUUGAUUAAAUACUGCAUGAAAAAAGCUAACCAGAUGAAAAAUAACAUUAUAACACUAAACCCUUUGUAAUAUUUGGCAGUCGGUAACACCUACAUAGUGUUUUGUUGGUUCAACUUUAAUGUAAACAUAAAUAAAAUUAGUUCAUUUGCAUUUCCGCCAGUAAGGUCUGCAGCUAUAAAUCGUUUGUGUUACUGUCAGUAGAACCAAACAGCUCACUAUAUUCUAUAGAUGUACAACUCACAUAUAGUAGAAGGCUAGAAGCUUUUCAUCAGUGUUAGAAUAUAUUGUAACAGCCCAUAUUGGGCGUACGGCCCAUUGGCCUUGUACACUGUAACCCUAGCCUAUUAGGCUAUAUAAUGAAGGUCACCCCCCUGAUUAGGGUGUGCGGUGUUUCUCUACAUGGUAUCCUCUCUAAUUACGAUCCUAAACUUCCGCUUUGCUUCUCCUCCUCCGCUCGUGCGAUCUCUCUGAGACCGCGCGCCACCGCACCAUCGGCCGCGCCCUACGCGCCGCCGCCUUCCUUCCAGGCCGCGCGCACUCCCAGGCCACGUGCGCCGCCGCCUUCCUGGCCAUCUCGCGACGCUGCCUUCCGCGCGGAUCAGCGUCCAGGCCGUCACCGCGCGGAUCAAUCGCGAUCCGCGCCCAGGCCGUCACGCGCGGUUCGCGGCUCGAUCGCGACCACCUUCGCGCCGCCGUUUUCCAGGACGCGCGCCCAGGUCCGCCCUCGCGCCGUUCGUCCUCUUCGUCACGUGCGGCUCGCGGUCCUACGGCCUCCCGCGACUCUUCUGUGGACUACGUCGCGAAUCUUCUCUACGCCAGCUGCGCCCAUGACGUCGUCCUCGUCGAGUUCCUCCUCCAUAACCGGAGCCCAGUCGUCUGGUGCUCUGGGGGACUCUGUUUCCGCCCCCCUCUUCGCCGCCUACGCCUCCGUCAACGUCAAGCAGCACGUCCCCAUCGCGCUCAGCCUCGAGCGCCCGAACUACUCUAAGUGGAAGGCCUUCUUCACCGCCCUCUGCGGCAAGUACGGUCUGCUCGGCCACAUCGACGGCACAGCGGCCGCGCGCCCGGCUGACAACCUGUGGUCUCAGCCUGACGCCUGCAUCCGCGGCUGGAUGUACGGCUCCGUCGACGACGCCGUCCUUGACCUCGCUAUGGAACCCGAACAGGAUGCGCGCGCUCUGUGGGUCUCCAUCGAGGCCUUGUUCCAGGCGAACAAGGAGUCCCGCGCCGUCGUCCUUGAGCAGGAGUUCCACAACCUGCUCCAGGGCGACCUCUCCAUCGACGCCUACGCCCAGCAGAUGAAGCGCACCGCCGAUGCCCUCCGGGAGGUCGGCCACACUAUCUCUCCUGCUCAGCUGGUGCUUAACCUUCUGCGCGGCCUUAACCCGCGCUUCGCCAAUACUGCUGACAUCAUCUCCAACACGUCGCCACUUCCCGACUUCAAAGCUGCCACCAACAUGCUUCGUGUCAAGGAAAUCCGCCUUGGCACUGAGGGCAAGGCGGCCUCGGCCUCAGCUCUGGUUGCCUCCACCACCUCUGCCUGCACAUCGCCGUCCUGCCAGUCCACCCCUCCUGCGUUCACCAAUCGUGGGGGCGGUGGCAAGGGCAAGGGUGGCAAGGGCAAGGGCAGCCGUGGUGGCAACGGCGGUGGCAACGGCGGCAGCAGCAGUGGCGGCGGUGGACGCCACCAGCAGCAAGGUGGCAACGACGGCGGUGGGCGCAACCAGCAGCAAGGCGGCAAUUUCGGCGGGCGUCAGCAGGCCGGCCCCUGGGUGUGCUACAGCCCUUGGGCUGCUCCGUGGCCUCCCCAGCAGCAGCAGUGGGGCGCGCCACCUGCGCAGCAGUGGGGUGCACCAUCUGCGCCUCCUCCACAGGCACACACCGCCUUCGCGCCUCCGCAGUUCUCCCAUGCCGGCGGUCCCCCAGCGUACGGGCCCCCGGGCAGCUGGGACUCGGCCGGACUGAUUGCCGCCCUCAACCAGAUGGCGAUCCAGGGCGGGACUGCACCUUGGGUCAUGGACAGCGGAGCGACAUCUCACAUGUCCUCCAAUGACGGUAUUUUACUCUCCCGUCUCCUGUUGCCACCAUCGUACAUUACGGUCGGUAACGGUCAAUCCGUCCCUAUUCAUAGUCGUGGCACCUCUGUUAUUCAAAUAGCUGAUCGUCCUUUUCAUCUUGAUAAUGUUCUUGUCGCACCUCAACUCACUCGUAAUCUGUUAUCUGUUCGACAGCUUACUCGCGACAAUAACUGUUCCAUUGAGUUUGACGCCUCUGGUUUUUCUGUUAAGGAUCUGCAGACCAAGACGGUCCUCCUUCGGUGCAAUAGCUAUGGGGAUCUCUACACCAUUCCACACCACAUGCCACCUCGUUGCCAUGUCGCCGUCGUCUUCCCGGAGUUAUGGCACUCCCGCCUUGGUCAUCCUGCACCUGCCGUCGUCACAACUCUCAAUAAGCUAUCAGCUAUCCAGUGUAAUAAAGCAGCUCGCCACACUUGUCAUGCCUGUCAACUUGGCAAGCACGCUAGGCUGCCAUUCGCUAGUUCGGUUUCUAGUACAUCAGCUCCCUUUGAACUUGUUCACUGUGAUGUCUGGACCUCUCCAGUUUUGAGUAUUUCUGGCUUUAAAUUUUAUCUUGUCAUGGUUGAUGAUUAUACACAUUAUUGCUGGAUGUUUCCUCUUCGCCAUAAAUCAGAAGUUCAUGAACAUAUUGUCCAGUUUGUUGCUUACGCUCACACACAGUUCAGUUUUCCUGUGCGCUGUUUUCAGGCAGAUAAUGGCACCGAGUUUCUCAACAAUGCCACCGCUACCUUCCUAGCUAGCCGCGGCAUCAUGCUUCGCACCUCGUGCCCCUACACAUCCGCCCAGAACGGCAAAGCCGAGCGGAUGCUUCGCACCCUGAACAAUGCUGUUCGAACGCUUCUGUUUCAUGCCGCUAUGCCUUCGUCCUAUUGGGUUGAAGCCCUUUCCACCGCUGUGUUUCUGAUCAACCGGCGGCCGUCAUCCUCCAUACAUAAUGAUAUUCCCUAUCAUCUCCUUUACCGCAAAAUGCCAGACUACUCCAUCCUUCGCGUUUUUGGUUGCCUGUGCUAUCCGAACCUUAGUGCCACGACUCCCCAUAAAUUCUCCUCGCUCAGCAGCGUGUGUCUUCCUCGGUUACCCUCCUUCACAAAAGGGCUACCGGUGUCUUGAUCUUUCUACUCGCAAGAUCAUCAUCUCUCGCCACGUUGUUUUUGAUGAGACUCACUUUCCGUUUGCGGCUUCCAAGCCCCAACCGGAUUCUCUUGAUUUUUUGAUACAGGAUAUCCUUCCCGCGCCUGCCCCGUCCACCUCAGACGUCCGGCAUUCGCGGACUUCGGUUGCGCCUGCCUCAUCUGCCGCAGACGAUGCCGGCGACCCCGUUGGGCUGGACCCUGCCAUCUUGUGGCAUGGUGCUGCCUACAGACUGCAUCAGGCGCCCCGGCAGGACACGCCUGCCCCCUCGGCUUCUCCGACAGCAGGCGCCCCCGACGCUGCAGCUGAUCGGCAGCGGUUCGGCAUCCACUACACUCGUCGUCCGCGCCCGCCACCGGUCCCUCAGCCGCAGGCGGAGGCGCCGCCAGCCCUACAGCAGCCGGUGGUGCCCCCAGCCCCAGCACCGCUGGCCGUGGCGCUCUAGGCUCCAGAGCCUCCUGUGCGGGAGACUCGUUCCCGAACAGGCUCCCUACCGCCGCCUAUGCAGCGGUACGACUUCACCGCUUCGUCCAGCCUGGCUUCUCCGCUGCCAGGCAACACUCGUGCCGCGCUCGCCGAUGCCAAUUGGCGUGCGGCGAUGACCGAAGAAUACAAGGCGCUUGUGGACAAUGGCACCUGGCGUCUUGUUCCUCGACCGCCUCGUGCCAACGUCAUCACCGGCAACGGUACGACAUCGACUACGACGAGACGUUCAGCCCGGUUGUCAAACCGGCCACCAUCCGGACCGUCCUCAGCAUCGCCGCCUCUCGCUCCUGGCCGAUACAUCAGCUGGAUGUGAAGAACGCUUUUCUUCACGGCCAUCUGCACGAGACCGUCUACUGCCAGCAGCCGCCCGACUUUGUCGACCCGGCGGCCCCCGACCACGUCUGUCUCCUGCAAAAGUCCUUGUACGGACUCAAGCAGGCGCCCAGGGCGUGGCACCAGCUGUUCUCCGGCUUCAUUCAGCGGUCCGGCUUCACUGCUUCGACCUCCGACACGUCCCUCUUUGUUUACAAAGCGGGUGCCGACAUCGCCUACUUGCUGCUCUACGUCGACAUCAUUCUGACAGCCUCGUCGACUCCGCUCCUUCGCCGCAUCACCGAGCUUCUUCACUCCGAGUUCGCCAUGACAGAUCUCGGGGAUCUCCAUCACUUCCUUGGGAUCUCUGUUCCUGUCACAGCGCCAGUAUGCUGUGGAUCUGCUCCAGCGCGCCGGCAUGGCUGAGUGUCAUUCCACCGCGACUCCUGUUGACACUCAUGCCAAGCUCUCUGCUACAGCCGGCGCACCGGUGGCGGAUGCCACUCAGUACCGCAGCCUCGCCGGUGCGCUACAGUAUCUCACGCUGACUCGUUCGGAUCUCGCUUAUGCAGUUCAGCAGGUGUGCCUCUUCAUGCACGACCCGUGCGAGCCUCAUCUUGCGAUGCUCAAGCGUGUCCUGCGGUAUGUCAAGGGCACCCUCUCCACUGGGCUUCACAUCGGCACAGGCAGCAUCACCAUCUUGACUGCCUACUCCGAUGCCGAUUGGGCUGGAUGUCCUGACUCUCGGCGCUCCACAUCUGGUUACUGUGUCUUCCUCGGCGACAACUUGGUCUCUUGGUCCUCCAAACGACAAACGACGGUUUCUCGUUCGAGUGCGGAGGCUAAGUAUCGUGCUGUUGUGCACGCUGUGGCUGAGACCUGUUGGCUUCGUCAGUUACUCCAGGAGCUCCACGCACCCAUCUCUUCGGCGACGAUCGUCUACUGCGACAAUGUCAGUGCUGUCUACAUGACCGCCAAUCCGGUUCAUCAUCGUCGCACGAAGCAUAUUGAGAUAGAUAUUCACUUUGUCCGUGAGAAGGUUGCUUUGGGACAGGUUCGGGUGCUCCAUGUUCCAUCAUCCCAUCAGUUUGCGGACAUUAUGACCAAAGCGUUACCUGUACAGUUGUUCACUGACUUUAGGUCCAGUCUUUGUGUUCGUGACACUCCCGCUUAGACUGAGGGAGGGUGUUAGAAUAUAUUGUAACAGCCCAUAUUGGGCGUACGGCCCAUUGGCCUUGUACACUGUAACCCUAGCCUAUUAGGCUAUAUAAUGAAGGUCACCCCCCCUGAUUAGGGUGUGCGGUGUUUCUCUA
Sorghum bicolor (sorghum) is the source of this 6107-nucleotide messenger RNA. RefSeq lists its product as uncharacterized. The coding region runs from base 1144 to 3975 and encodes 943 amino acids. The record is from RefSeq and is a predicted model, not a curated record. Gene Ontology annotation, biological process: DNA integration. NCBI's taxonomy places the organism in Eukaryota, Viridiplantae, Streptophyta, Magnoliopsida, Poales, Poaceae. Gene Ontology annotation, molecular function: nucleic acid binding. The transcript has 2 exons.